AUGAUGCUCAAUAACAAAUUAGUGUAUAUACUGAUAUUGUUUCUAAAUACCUUCACAAUAAUAGUGAAUGCACAGUUUUGUGCCAUUUAUGACAAUUGUGGAAAAAAAUCAUUGUUUGGUCAGGAUUUACCAUGUCCUAAAAAUGAAACAUUUAGUCCGGCUCCAGCUGAUAAGGAAGUUGUCGAAUUAUUGGCAUCUUUUUGCGGAGAAGAAUGGCUUGAUGAAGAAUAUUUAUGUUGUACCAAACCACAAGUGGAAAAAUUAAAAGAAAAUUUACAAAAAGCAGGUAAUAUAAUAGCUUCCUGUCCUGCCUGUUUAAAAAAUUUUAAAAAUUUGUUUUGUCACUUCACUUGCUCCCCUAACCAACGGGAAUUUGUUAACGUCACCAAGACACAACUAAGUUAUGAUAAAAAAGCUGAGCUUGUUGCUGAGUUAGAUGUUUUCAUGAAUGACACAUGGGCCUCGAUAUUUUAUGACUCAUGUAAAAAUGUAAAAUUUUCUGCAACUAAUGGAUAUGCUAUGGAUUUAAUUGGGGGCGGUGCUAAAAAUUACUCGCAAUUUUUGAAGUUUUUAGGGGAUGAAAAACCGUUAAUAGGUGGUUCGCCCUUUCAAAUAAAUUAUAUCUAUAACCUAUCCUCGAACGCUACCAAUAAAAAUUGUUUGUCUUCAUUUUCGUAUAGAAACUUUAACGAAACAACCCCUUUAAAUUGUGAUGAUCCAAAUUACAAAUGUACAUGUUCAGAUUGUGAAUCCAGUUGCCCAGAUUUUCAAAACGAUGCGCAAAAAAAUACGUGUAAUAUUGGGAAGUUACCUUGUUUUUCAUUUGGUGUGUUGAUAACAUACUUUGUUGCCUUUGUUUCAAUUGGUGUAUGGCACAUGUAUUAUUUCAAAAAGAAGAAACAACAAAAUUCGAUUUUGAGUAACGAAGAAGACCAAGCUCAAAACGAUACCUUGAAUACUAGAAUUGAAUCUUCUGAUAGCUUGUUUCAACAAUAUGCUUCCAGGAACGAGCAUGGCCCAAGUCUGUUGGUUUCCGAAUAUGUCGGCGAGGUUGCUAGAUUUUGCACUACUCAGGCUUCGUUAGUUUUAUCGGUUAGCGCUAUUAUUGUUUCCCUUUUAACUUUUUGUAUGUUUCAAUUUGGAGAACUUGAACUAAAUCCAGUUAAAUUAUGGGUAAGUGAAAGUUCUGAAAAAUAUAAGGAAAAACUUUACUUUGACGAAAAGUUUGGUCCAUUUUACAGAACUGAACAAAUAUUUGUAGUAAAUUCUUCAACUCAGGAUCAAGAUUCGAUUUUUACAGAUUAUUCCACUGUAUCUUGGUGGUUUGACGUUGAAAAAAAUAUCACAACGCUAUUAGGCGGGAACACUACGUACCAAGAUCUAUGUUUUAGACCCACUGAAGAUUCACCAUGUGUUUUAGAAUCAUUUACAGGAUACUUCAGUAAUAUUCUACCAUCAGAAAAUAGUUGGAAGUCAGAACUAAAAGCUUGCUCAAAUUCCCCUGUUACUUGUUUGCCACCAUUUCAACAACCGUUAAAGCCAUCACUUUUAUUCAGUAACGAUACAGAUGUGUUAGCCUCUAAGGCUUUUGUAGUUACAUUGUUAGUAGAUGAACAUUCUGCUCGUGCGAUUGAAUGGGAGGGGAAACUAGAAGAAUAUCUCUUAAAUUUGGAAAUACCAGACGAUAUUCGUAUAAGUUUCAACACUGAGAUGUCAUUAGAAAAAGAAUUGUCAGGAAAUAACGACAUUUCUGUUGUCAUCAUUUCUUAUUUGCUUAUGUUCUUAUAUGCCUCUUGGGCAUUGAAAACUAAGAAUAGCCCAACUAGAUUUAUGUUGGGUUUUGUUGGGAUUUUGAUCGUUUUAUUUUCUAUAACUUCCGCAGCGGGCAUACUGAGUUUGUUUGGAAUCAAAUCUACCCUUAUCAUAGCAGAAGUUAUCCCUUUUUUGAUUUUAGCGAUUGGUGUGGAUAAUAUUUUUUUGAUAAUUAAUGAAUAUGAGCGUAUAAACCCUACUCUACCACUUGAGAUUAGAAUAACGCAAGCUGUUAAAAAAAUUGCACCAUCGGUUGUUAUGUCGUUUAUAUGCCAAUUUUCAUGUUUUUUAAUUUCAAGCAUUGUUUCUAUGCCUGCAGUCAGAAAUUUUGCGUUAUACUCAGCAACAUCUUUACUUUUUAACAUCACGUUACAAUUAACAACCUUCAUUUCAAUCCUAACUGUUUAUGAGAAAUCUAAAACGUCAUCUAUUCGUUUAUAUGAUCAAGAUACACAGAAUGAAAGUUUGCUAGAGGGUAAAUUCUAUCAAUUUUAUAACACAUUUGUUUUGAAAAGAAGAGGUAUUAUUUUGGCUGUUUUUUUAACCUUUUCUUCGAUUAUGUUACUAUUUUUGCCAAAUAUUGAAUUGGGAUUAGACCAAAAAAUGGCUGUACCACAAGAUUCUUAUUUGGUACAAUACUUUAAAGAUUUGUAUGAUUAUUUGAAUGUUGGUCCGCCAGUUUAUUUUGUUGUCAAAGAUUUAAAUGUAACGGAGAGAAUAGAUCAACAAAAGUUAUGCGGUAGAUAUACAACUUGUAAUGAAAUGUCUUUAGCUAAUGUUCUUGAAGUGGAAAAUAAAUUAACAAGUAUCACUGAACCUGUUGCCAAUUGGCUAGAUGAUUUUUUCAUGUAUUUGAAUCCAGAGUUGGAUCAGUGUUGUAGUUAUAAGAAGGGUACGCACGAUGCUUGUCCACCAAGUUUCCCGCCAAGAAGGUGUGAGACUUGUUACAAAGAAGGCGAAUGGGAAUAUAACAUGAAUGGUUUCCCUGAAGGAGCCGAGUUCAUGGAGUAUUUCCAAAUGUGGAUUACUGCGCCAAGCGAACCCUGUCCCUUAGGAGGUAAGGCACCGUAUUCUAGAAGUGUCUUUUACAAUUCCUCAGACAUUAUAGCAUCGGUUUUCAGAACAGCCCAUUCUCCUUUGAGAUCACAGGAGGAUUUCAUAAACGCUUACAGGGAUUCCGAGAUAAUUACCUCCAAAUUGAAUAAAAAUAUGGACGUUUUUGCUUAUUCUCCAUUUUACAUUUUCUUUGUUCAAUACAGCUCUUUGGUUAAACUUACCAUGGGGCUAUUGGUUUUUGCUCUUUUUAUAAUCUAUGUCGUUUCCAAAAUUUUCAUUGGAUCCACCAAAAAUUCCUUAAUUUUGAUUUCCACCAUUUUAUUGAUAUUAAUUGAUAUAGGUGGUAUUAUGUCCAUUAAAAAAAUACCAUUAAAUGCUGUAAGUUUGGUGAAUUUAGUGAUUUGUGUUGGUAUUAGUGUUGAAUUCUGUGUUCAUAUAGUUCGUAAAUUUGCAUUUGUUGAAAGAGAAGUGGCUAUUGAUAAUAAUUCAAGAGUAUUAAACUGUAUGGUAACAGUUGGAAAGGCUGUUUUUUGGGGUAUCACAUUAACUAAAUUAAUAGGUGUUUUUGUAUUAGGAUUUGCUAAAUCCAAAAUUUUUCAAGUUUUCUAUUUCCGUAUGUGGUUUUCGUUGAUUGUAUUAUCUGCUCUUCAUUCAUUGAUUUUGUUGCCGGUAUUAUUGUCAAUGUAUGGAGGGAAAGAAUGCUUUAUAUCCGUACAAUAA
This is a messenger RNA of Saccharomycodes ludwigii, 3588 nucleotides long. It is a transcript of the gene NCR1, whose product is annotated as sphingolipid transporter. Lineage: Eukaryota; Fungi; Ascomycota; Saccharomycetes; Saccharomycodales; Saccharomycodaceae. The coding region runs from base 1 to 3588 and encodes 1195 amino acids. Gene Ontology annotation, cellular component: membrane. The transcript has a single exon. The record is from RefSeq and is a predicted model, not a curated record.